Messenger RNA from Meloidogyne enterolobii, 2470 nucleotides. The record is from the annotation of a GenBank genome assembly. Lineage: Eukaryota; Metazoa; Nematoda; Chromadorea; Rhabditida; Meloidogynidae.
AUGUCCAAUCAAGUGGCGACUGAACAAAUUGUUGGGCUGCUCCAAGCAACACUUUCUCCGGAGUCAGUUAAACAGGCACAAGAAGGGUUGGCACAACAGGCUGUCAUUCCAGGGUAUGCACGUGUUCUUCUAAAAAUUUUAUGUGAUGCCAAUUAUCCCAAUCAUAUUCGCAACAUCGCUGCUAUUUCUUUAAAGAAUUUUGUUAAGAUGAAUUGGUCUGGCGAGGGAGAUAUACCAAUAUCUGAUGAUGAGCGGGAAGAGUUGAGAAAUGCUCUUUUGGAAAUUAUGUUUCAAGUCCCGCAAUUUUUGCGAUCGCUUAUAACUGAGAUUGUUUGUCAAGUUAGUAAAUAUGAUUUUCCUGAACGAUGGCCACGUCUUGUCCAGUUACUCGCUGAAAAUUUGUCAAAGGCUACAGAUUUUGACCAACUUGUUGUUUCAUUGGGUACAUUAGAGCAAAUGAUUUCUCGCUAUCGACAUGAAAUGCGUUCUGAUUCUCUUUGGAGGGAAAUUAUUUUUGUCGUUCAAAAUGUGGCAGAACCAUUGACUCAACUAUUUUCUAAAAUGCAGUUCUAUCUUCCAGACCAAGAAGGGGGGACACAGCUUAGUCCAACUGACAGAAUUUCUUGGCUACAAAUUGUGCUUGAAUUAACACGAAUUUAUCAUUCACUAAUUUCUCAGGAUCUCCCAGAAUAUUUUGAGGAUAAUCUUACUCCUUGGAUGGAGGGAUUUUUGCAAAUGUUAAGUUUAAAAUUGCCUGAACAAAAUUCACAAUUAACUACUGAUCCGACUGAACAUGAUAAACUUUGCACUGAAAUAUGUGAAAUAGCAACAUUAUUUUCACAGCGAUUUGAAGACUGUUUUGUUCCUUAUACUCAACGAUUCAUGGGCACAGUUUGGAAUCUUUUAGUCUUUGCUGAUGGAAAAAUUCGAUUUGAUGCGUUAGUUAAUUCUGCAUUGGGUUUUCUUGCUGCUAUCUGCCAACGUCCACAAUAUGUUCCAUAUUUCCGGGAUGAGGGCGUACUAAAGGCAAUUUGUGACAAUGUUAUUGUAAAGAAUUUAACUCUGCGUCCAGAAGACUUUGAAAUUUUCGAAAAUGAACCUUUUGAAUUUUUGAAACGAGAUAUUGAAGGUUCUGAUUUGGAAACUAGACGGCGCGGUGCAUUUGAAUUUGUGCAGGCCCUUUGUAAACAUUUUGACAACGAAUUGUGUGCUCUUCUCUCAAAUGUCAUUCAGGAUUUUCUCGAAAAAUACAAACAAAAUCCUACGCAAAAUUUUGUCUAUAAAGAUCUUGUUUAUUUUUUGGUCAGUGCACUCGCAUCGAAAGGGUCUACAACACGAAGUGGAGCAACUGAAACUCGUCAAUUGAUUGAUUUAAACCAUUUUUAUCAACAAAAUGUCCGACCUGAUUUGCUCUUUGGUUCAAUAAAUGAAUUGCCAAUUUUACGUUGUGAUGCACUUAAAUAUUUAGUGCUCUUUCGCAAUCAACUCAGUACUGAUCAAAUUAUUGAAUGUUUUCUUGGAGAAAAUUGUCAAUUUGAAACUUCAAUAUUUCGUUUUCUUUCUUCUAACCAUUUUAUAUUACAUCAUUAUGUAGCUUAUGCAAUUGAACGUUUAAUUCUAAUGCGAGUACAAAACUCUAAGGAUUUAUUGUUUACGGCUUCAAAUUUUCAACUUUCAUUGGUUAUCGAUAGACUUUUUAAUUGUUUAAAUUCUCCUCAAGGAUAUGAGACUCAUUAUAUUAUGAAAGCUUUGAUGCGAUUAUUUGUUGUCAUGGAUGAUGAAUUGUCACGUUCCAGUGCUCAUAUUUACUUAGGCAAACUCUCCCAAAUUGUUGCUGAUGCUAUACGAGUACCUAAAAACCCUGUACUUGUUCAUUUUCUUUUUGAAUCAAUUUGUGUUAUAAUUAGAAAAGCUUAUGUCAAGGUUGAAGGAGGUGUGGAUAAAUAUAUUAUUCCAAUGGUUGAGUCAAUAAUUCAAAAUGAUGUUGCUGAAUUUAAACCUUAUGCUUUUCAACUUAUUGCUCUUUUACUUGAUCAAUGUCAACAAGAACGUGAGAAAAACGCUACAGUGAGCCAAGAUGCUUAUAUUGCUUUCUUUCCCUCACUUUUACGUCCUGACUUUUGGGCACGUUCGGCAAAUGUUCCUGCUCUGAUUUUAGUUUUUGAGUCUUUUAUUCGUUGUCUGCCACAACUUCCUUUUGGUUCUGAAUAUUCUGAUCAAGUUUUAGCAAUUUUUCAGCGUCUCAUUGCUUCAAAAGCUUAUGAUCAACAAGGAUUUCGUUUAGCAAAUGCUUUGCUUCCGCACUUGGAUACAUACGAAAAAAUGACCAGCAGUGCUGUUUUUCUUGCCAUGUUAAAUCGAAUGCAUCAAAACAAGACAGCUAAAUUCUCAAAACAAUUCACCAUUUUUAUAUUUCGUUAUUCUGCUAUAAAAGGAGGAUUGGCAUUAGCUAAUUCUUGAACAAAUUCAA